This is a messenger RNA of Brassica oleracea var. oleracea, 1521 nucleotides long. RefSeq names its product putative F-box/FBD/LRR-repeat protein At2g05300. Gene Ontology annotation, molecular function: protein binding. The transcript is spliced from 4 exons. NCBI's taxonomy places the organism in Eukaryota, Viridiplantae, Streptophyta, Magnoliopsida, Brassicales, Brassicaceae. The record is from RefSeq and is a predicted model, not a curated record. The coding region runs from base 103 to 1452 and encodes 449 amino acids.
AUUGCAUUCCCUUCGGCCAAAUAAACCAAAAGACCUUGAAGAACCCUAAGUCCCAUUUGAUCUAGUUUUGUUACGCAGACUAGUUUCUACUCCUGAAAAGACAUGAUUGAUAGAGGGAAAACAAAACAAGCUAGUUCCAGAAGGUUGAACCGCAGUUUGAAGGAAGAUAUGAUAAGCCAAUUACCUGAUCCAUUGAUAUGUCAUGUACUUUCUCUACUCUCCACAAAAGAAGCUGUUGGAACAAGCAUUUUAUCUACCCGAUGGAGGAGUCUCUGGCUUUGGGUUCACCGUUUUGAAUUGUCACAUUGGGAGUUCCUAGAUUUUAACGCCUUUGUGAGUUUUGGUAACAGGUAUUUCGACUUAACCAGGCUUUCAUGCAUACACAAUCUCAAGUUAACGAUUGAUGAAAACGAAGCAUCUUAUCUCACACCAUGGAUUGAUGCCUUAGUUAAGCGUAAGAUCCAACAUCUAUGUGUUCGCCGUACUGGAGGAGGGUCUUCUUUUCAUGAGAUGCCCCUAAGCCUUUAUGUCUGUGAGACACUGGUAUCCUUAAAACUCGUUCAACUAACCUUGGUUGAUACGGAGUUUGUUUCUUUACCAUGUUUGAAGACUAUGCAUCUAUAUAACAACGUGUAUCCCAAAGAGACCACUUUUGAGAGACUUGUCUCAUCUUGCCCUGUCCUAGAAGACUUAAUGAUAGACGUACUGAGGAAUGAUGCGAAAGUGUAUCGGGUCCAUUCUCGAUCACUGAAGAGGCUCCGUUUGCUACGAAGUUCUUCUCUCCAGUCUGAUUCUGUUCCGGGAGUUGUGAUUGAUGCUCCUCUACUAUGCUCUUUGAGAAUCAAUGACGGUGUAUCAAAAAUGUUUAUAGUAAAGGAUAUGGAGUGCAAUGCUAAGCUAGAUAUCUCUUUCGACUUUGGUUUGGAGGCUUUUGACGAAUCAAAUGUUGCAUCAAUAAGUCACAUACGCAAUUUUCUGCCUGGGAUCUCGACGGUUAGGGAUAUGACUAUAUCUGGGUUCACUUUCCAGAUCAUUCAUCACUAUUCCAAACUAGAACCCCUGCCUCAGUUUGACUGCAUGACCCGCCUGGAUGUUAUAGUUUGUGCAUCUAUUUUACAAUGGUUGCCAACUUUUCUUGAGCGCUGCCCGAAUCUGACAUCCCUCGAACUGGAAUUGCGCAAUGAUGAGGAAAUGCAUCCCAGGGAGAUGAAUCAAAUAAGUUUUUCAUCUGUGCCUGAGUGUUUGCUAUCAUCUCUAGAGUUUGUUGAUUUCGCAAUCUGGGGACAUUUUCCAGAAAUGAAGCUAGUAAGGUACUUACUAAAGAGUUCAACAAGCCUCAAGAAACUCACUCUAAAUGUCAACCAUGAUUCAAUAGAUUAUGACAUCUUCAAUGAACUACUGAAAAUUCCAAGACGCUCAACCAUGUGUGAAGUCGUCGUUGUUGAUUUCUAAGCAUGUGACGAUUAUUAUGAUUAAAUCAGUUUGAUGUGGGAAAUUCUUUUGCCACACAAGGAAUGCAAU